AUGACUACCCCGGCAAUUAUUCCCUCGAGCCCCCCACCACAUGGCCCUACUGAUUGGGAGUGCACGCCUAUCUCGGUGUUCGCCAAAGUGCUCAACACUCAGGCGGAUCCCGACUACAAUCUCCUUCAGGAGAUUAUCACCUAUGACUGCACCUACACUUCGCUCACGUUCGACAAUCCCACUCUGCAUGGGAUCAUGCCUUGGGCAGGUACGCACUCCCAUGUGGGUCCGCAGGCUUUUAUCGACAUCUUCACCCGAGUAGGCCUGUAUUGGGAUCGGGGCCCAUUUUCCAUCGAUCAUCUCUUUGGCGAUGAAGGCAACGUGACCGCCUGGGGAUCAUUCACGGCUACAUCGCGCACUCUCGGGAAGGCGAUUAUCUCCCCCUGGGCCGCUCGUGCGCAGGUUAAUUCGGCCAACCAGAUUUUUGAACUCCAGUAG
Molecule: messenger RNA, 438 nt
Organism: Penicillium digitatum Pd1
Lineage: Eukaryota; Fungi; Ascomycota; Eurotiomycetes; Eurotiales; Aspergillaceae
Source: RefSeq, a predicted model, not a curated record